Kluyveromyces lactis is the source of this 1071-nucleotide messenger RNA. Its product is annotated as translation initiation factor eIF-2B subunit. The record is from RefSeq and is a predicted model, not a curated record. The transcript has a single exon. Gene Ontology annotation, molecular function: guanyl-nucleotide exchange factor activity; translation initiation factor activity. Bases 1 to 1071 code for a protein of 356 amino acids. Gene Ontology annotation, cellular component: eukaryotic translation initiation factor 2B complex. NCBI's taxonomy places the organism in Eukaryota, Fungi, Ascomycota, Saccharomycetes, Saccharomycetales, Saccharomycetaceae. Gene Ontology annotation, biological process: translational initiation.
AUGUCUGAUAUCAACGUCGUGAUUGAUUCUUUCAUUGAUAGACUAAAAAGAAAACAGGUGAUAGGAUCCUAUCAAGCGUCGUUGGAAACAUUACAAAUCUUGAUGAGAUAUGUUUCAGCUAUUAGAUGGACCUCUACUGAUGAACUGAUAGUACAAAUAAAAAAAUUCGGAAACAAUUUGGAGAAAGCACAGCCAUAUGAAUACUCUUGUGGUAAUGUUGUUAGACGUGUAUUAUCAAUGAUCAGAGACGAAAUAGAGGAGGAACAGAGUAGUGCUGAGCCGAUGAUAUCCUCAAUGUUUAACCUAUUACAGAAGCCAAUGACUGAUACGAAGACGAGAAAGAUACAGGAUAACAAACUAGACGUAAGGCAGACCAUUGUUCAAUCAAUUCGUGAUCUUAUAGAUGAAAUAAAAAAUAUCGAUGAAGGUAUUCAACAAAUAGCUAUUGAAUUGAUUCAUGAUCGAGAAAUCCUACUUACACCUACUCCAGAUUCAAAGACGGUUCUUCGUUUCCUUUUGAAGGCUAGAGAACGUAAUAAUAGAAAUUUUACUGUUCUAGUGACUGAAGGAUUUCCUAACAAUACAACAGUGGCUCAUGAAUUCGCCAAAAAACUAAGUGAGCAUGACAUUGAGACUAUUGUAAUCCCUGAUUCAGCUGUAUUUGCAUUGAUGUCGAGAGUAGGGAAAGUUAUUAUAGGAGCUAAAACCGUUUUCACUAAUGGUGGAACGAUAUCUUCGACCGCCGGUGUCUCCUCUGUAUGUGAGUGUGCAAGAGAGUUCAAAACACCUGUCUUUGCUGUUGCUGGUCUUUAUAAGCUCUCUCCUUUAUACCCAUUCGAUGUCGAGAAAAUGGUAGAAAUUGGAGGAUCCCAAAAUGUCUUGCCGACAACCGAGAAUGAUAGAGUAGGUACUGUUGCCUUAGAAACCAUAAAUCCUAUCGCAGACUAUAUUCCCCCGGAAAACAUCGAUAUAUAUAUUACAAAUAUUGGUGGUUUUGCACCAAGCUUCAUCUAUCGUGUGGUAUGGGAUAACUAUAAGCAAGAGGAUGUUAACCUUGGAGAAAAAAUAUAA